AUGAGUUCUUCAAGUACAGAGUCCUUUGAAGUUGACACCUCAACCUUAUAUGACUAUUACGAUAAUUAUAAUGAUGCCCCAAAACCAUGCAGUAAGGAAACUGUCAAGAGGUUUGCAGCCUCCUUCCUACCUGUUCUAUAUACCCUAGUAUUCCUGGUUGGGCUAAUGGGAAACAUUCUGGUCAUAGUGGUCCUCUUCAAAUACAAGAGACUGAAGAGCAUGACUGAUGUGUACCUGCUAAAUCUCGCCGUCUCAGAUUUGCUCUUUGUUUUUUCCCUGCCGUUCUGGUCUUAUUUUGCGAUAGACCAAUGGGUUUUUGGAACUCCCUGGUGUAAAAUCAUUUCAUGGAUCUAUCUGGUUGGGUUUUACAGUGGGAUAUUUUUUAUUAUGCUUAUGAGCAUAGACAGAUACCUGGCAAUUGUUCGUGCAGUGUUUUCCAUGAAAGCAAGAACUACUUUCCAUGGCCUGAUUACCAGUGUUAUUGUAUGGCUGGUGGCUCUUUCAGCCUCAGUUCCAGAACUUGUAUUUAGAGAAUCUUUCCAUGAGCAAAAUUAUACUACCUGCAAGCACAGAUAUCCAGGAAAUUUUACGACAUGGAAACUCUUUUCCACUUUGGAAAUCAAUGUUUUAGGGCUUCUAAUCCCUUUUAUAGUUAUGGCAUUUUGCUACUCCAUGAUCAUCAAAACAUUAGUCCACUGUAGAAAUGAGAAAAAGAAUAAGGCUGUGAGGAUGAUCUUUGCUGUCAUGAUCGUAUUUUUCUUCUUCUGGACUCCUUACAAUAUCGUAAUUUUCUUACAAUUGCUGGAACUUAUUGGAGUCAUUAGAGACUGUCAAGCAAGCAGGAAUCUAGACUAUGCAUUCCAGAUAACGGAAAUCUUCGGCCUUUUUCACUGUUGCCUCAACCCAGUCAUCUAUUUCCUCAUGGGGGAAAAAUUUAAGAAGUACCUGAAGAUGCUCUUUAAGAACUGGUGGUUGCCUGGAGAUAUUUGCAAGUGGUGUGGACUUCACAUUAGUUACCACACCGAGUCUACCAGUUCAUUCCACACACAAUCUACUGGGGAUCAAGACGCGCUGUAA
Cygnus atratus (black swan) is the source of this 1077-nucleotide messenger RNA. It is a transcript of the gene CCR4, whose product is annotated as C-C motif chemokine receptor 4. Gene Ontology annotation, cellular component: membrane. Lineage: Eukaryota; Metazoa; Chordata; Aves; Anseriformes; Anatidae. The transcript has a single exon. Gene Ontology annotation, molecular function: C-C chemokine receptor activity. Bases 1 to 1077 code for a protein of 358 amino acids. The record is from RefSeq and is a predicted model, not a curated record. Gene Ontology annotation, biological process: immune response; chemotaxis; inflammatory response.